Molecule: messenger RNA, 1857 nt
Organism: Closterium sp. NIES-65
Lineage: Eukaryota; Viridiplantae; Streptophyta; Zygnematophyceae; Desmidiales; Closteriaceae
Source: the annotation of a GenBank genome assembly
AUGCAAGGAAUUUCGCCUGGCAUAUCGCCGCCAGAGGUUUCAGAAUUUGUGUGGGGGGAGCAGGACCGCGGGAGCUUCGCUGCGGGGAGGGGCGCACCAGGAGGCACAUCCGGGGGAGCAGGGUGGUGGCGGGGUGGGGAGGCAGCGGUUUCACAGCAGAGGGGACGUGCGCAGGGGGCAGCAGCGGAACGUGCGCGGAACGCGGAUGGCAGAAGCGCGGAGGGCGCGGAAGUGGAGGGUGGCUGGGAGGGGAAACCUCCCGCGCAUGGUGUGCGGAGUCGACUCUCCCCUUUGCGGCGCGCGGUACGGCGCGAAACCUCCCCGUUAGCAGGCAGACACGCACUGCUGAGCGGAGACUCCGCGCUUGCGCGCAGUGCGCUUCUGAGUGGCGCUUCUGCGCCCGCGCGAGGCACCACGGAUAGCGCGGCCUCCCCGCCUGCGCCCACCAGCGCGCUCCUGACUGGCGCCUCCCCGCCUGAAGCACACAGCGCUCUGCUGAGCGGAGUCUCCCCGCCCGCAGGCAGCGCGCUGCUGACUGGGGCCUCCCCGCCCACAGGAAACGUGGCGGGAAGGCGCGCGACUCCGCCUUCCCACGCGGAUUUUCCGCCUGGAGUCUCCCCGCCCGCGACCAGCGCGCUCCUGACUGGCGCCUCCCCGCCCGCUGCACACAGCGCGCUACUAAGCGGAGUCUCCCUGCGUGCGCACAGCGCGCUGCUGAGCGAGCUCUCUCCUUCUGCGCCCGCUCGUGUCUCCCCGCUCGCUUCACACAGUGCUGCGCUGCAGACUGGAAUCUCUCCGCCCGCGACCAGCACGCUUGAACACGACGCCUCUCCCCCUGUGGUUCCUAUUGGUCCCAGGGGUAACAUAAUUCCCGCGGGUAGCAGAGUCCCCACGGCUAACAUGGCUGGCACGGAUGAUAAAGCUGGCGUGGGUGGCGGCGGUGGCGUUAGCAUGGUGACCAUUGCACCUGCUGUCAUGCCCGCUCCCUCCCGUUACUCCCCUUCCCGCCCGCCCCCCCAUCCACGUGUCCCCCAGCUAUUGCAGGAUCUGCUGCUGUUCCCGGGGUCCUCGGCCGGCCAGGCUGUAGCGGCGGCUGUAUUUGCGGCUCUGGACAGGUGCUGUGGGGGCAGGGCGAGCGGGGGGAGGGCGAGUGGCGGGCGAACAGGUGGGGGGAGGACCAGUGGGGGAUGGGCUGGUGGGGGGAGAACUGGUGGGGUUUGGGCGGGUGAGGGGAGGGCUGGUGAGGGGAGGGCUGGUGAGGGGAGUGAGGGUGGGGGGAGGGCAGGUGAUGGGGGAAUGGUUGGGGGAGGAACGGAACGGGGGAGGGUGGGCGCGGGGGGCUUGGGUGGUGGGGAAUUGGGUGAGGGGGGGGAUGGUGGAAGCGGAAUGGGGGUUAGAAGAGUGGGUUGGGGGGGGGCGGGUGGGGAGGGAACGGCAAGAGGGGAGGCUGAGAGGGAGAGAGCAGGGGUAAGACGGCAUGGGGGGGAAGGGCUGGGGGAAGGGGAAGGUGGAGAGGAGGAAGGAAGGGGAAAGAGGAGGCGUGUUUUGGAGGGAGGGAGUGAGAGAGCGGGUGGAAGGCCAAUAGAGUUGAGAGUGAGUGAGGGUGGUGGUGGUGGAGGGGGAGAGGCGGGAGGUUGGAGAGGGAGAGGGGGGGAAGUGAGUGGGUGGGGGGGGAGGAGUGUGGGGGGGAGGGGGGGGAAUGGCACCAGGAGGGAGCUGUUCCUGGGACAGGGGGGACUGGAGAGGAGGGAGGUGAGGAAGGAGAGGGAAGUUCCGGAGACGAAGUGGGAGGAAGCGGAGAGGGAGGAGAAGGAGGAGGAGGGGAAGGAGGAGGGGAACGAGAAGGAGAACGAGUAA